Meloidogyne enterolobii is the source of this 324-nucleotide messenger RNA. The record is from the annotation of a GenBank genome assembly. NCBI's taxonomy places the organism in Eukaryota, Metazoa, Nematoda, Chromadorea, Rhabditida, Meloidogynidae.
AUGGAAAUUCCCGGUGCUCAACAACCAGCUCCCUCGGUGCCUGAAGCAGAAGUUCAAAAAGGAGGGUAUUUCAGACGACGCUCACGACAAAAUAAUAAUGAGAAUGCACAAUUUGCUGCUAAGACUGUGAAUGUUGAUUCAAAAUGCAAUAAUGAGGAGUUGAGAAAGAUUAUGGAUAAGAGCAUAGCAGAAAGCACGGCCACAUCAAAAAGAGCAAUAGCCAAAAAUGCUCGAGAACAUUUUGGUUCCUCAUUUGACGUUGUCUGCAGCACAGGCAAUUAUUUUAAAAUUAUUUUUAAAAUUAAAAAAUCCUCUUUUAGCUGA